Molecule: messenger RNA, 303 nt
Organism: Harpegnathos saltator (Jerdon's jumping ant)
Lineage: Eukaryota; Metazoa; Arthropoda; Insecta; Hymenoptera; Formicidae
Product: putative glycine-rich cell wall structural protein 1
Exons: 1
Coding region: 1-303 (100 amino acids)
Source: RefSeq, a predicted model, not a curated record
AUGCCGUCUCACGAAUGGAAGAAUAUGGCGAUCGUGUUUGUGAUCGUGGUGGUGCUGAUUGUCAUUAUAGCGUUCUGGAUGAGCAGUAACAAUAACGCCGGCGGCGGUAACAGCUUCGGUAGCAGCGGUAACGGCAGUAGCAGUGGUCAGAACGGGAGUUUCGGUAGUUCCAGCGGCGGCGGCGGCGGAACGGGCGGUGGCUCGAACAAUGGAAAUCGCGGCAAUAAUUCACCACCGCCCGGUGGAAACACUGGAGGCGGUGGUAACGCGGCCGCUGCUGCUACCGCACCAUACUCCUACUGA